AUGUUGAAGAACCAGGUGGCCGGGCUCAAGGACGGCGCGCAUCUCCUCGUCAUUGAGGGUAUCAUGCCGCAGCUGCCCAUCGUCCGGGGCACCACACUCGACGAGAGAUAUGUCUGGUUUGAGGACCUGUUUGUGAUGACAGUACAAGGCAGUUAUGAACGCACGAAGGAACGUUACGUCGAGCUUUCCAGAGAGGCUGACCCUAGACUCGAGUUUGUGGCGCAAACUGGCGGCCAGGACGGUGCAUUCCAAUCAAUAUUGGACUUUGUUUUUAAAGCCUAA
Anthostomella pinea is the source of this 282-nucleotide messenger RNA. Lineage: Eukaryota; Fungi; Ascomycota; Sordariomycetes; Xylariales; Xylariaceae. The record is from the annotation of a GenBank genome assembly.